AGGCUAUUGUGAAGGAUGUGUGGCUGCACUGCAAGCACUCAGAACUCAAAACUAUAUUCCGUAAAUCAACCUGGUUCUGCUUCGACCCAAAAAACAACUUCCGCUGCCGCAAACAUGCCCAAACGCACACCUAUAUCCAAGCAGCUGGCUUCUGUGAAAGCUCUAGGGAAAGGCUCAGACCUGGAGAAAGCAUUUGCUACUGUGGCCUUGGUUUACAACAACUCUGCUGAUCCCGAGGGCAAACUCAGCAAAGCUGAAACCAAAACCCUGCUGCAAACCCAGUUUAUGAAUUUCAUACAGGGCCAAGAAAGCAAACCAAAAUACCAGGAAAUCAUUUCUGCCCUUGACGAGGAUAAAGAUGACAAAAUUGAUUUUGAAGAUUUCAUGAUCUUGCUCCUCAGCCUCGCUCUGAUGUCAGACCUCCUGCAGGAGAUCAGAAAUGUCAGCACCACGAAAUGAGCCGUUCUCCCCGCAGAGACUGAAAAGAAGAGCUGUGUACAUAAGGGAAGGAGCAGCCAGGAAUGGGAAAACAGGAAUAAAUGGCAAA
Messenger RNA from Trachemys scripta elegans, 547 nucleotides. RefSeq names its product sentan, cilia apical structure protein (gene SNTN). The transcript is spliced from 4 exons. NCBI's taxonomy places the organism in Eukaryota, Metazoa, Chordata, Testudines, Emydidae. The coding region runs from base 16 to 459 and encodes 147 amino acids. Gene Ontology annotation, molecular function: transition metal ion binding; calcium ion binding. The record is from RefSeq and is a predicted model, not a curated record.